This is a messenger RNA of Mycena indigotica, 945 nucleotides long. Its product is annotated as Hemolytic lectin LSLb. The record is from RefSeq and is a predicted model, not a curated record. The transcript has 4 exons. NCBI's taxonomy places the organism in Eukaryota, Fungi, Basidiomycota, Agaricomycetes, Agaricales, Mycenaceae. Bases 1 to 945 code for a protein of 314 amino acids.
AUGUCUGACACCAUUUAUAUCCCACCACCCAACAUUUACUUCCGCUUGGCCAACUACCUCAGCCUGCACGUCCUUUACUCACGCACGGACGCGCAGCCUGAGGUGGGCCACACUCCUCUUGGUGAUAAGCCGAUCGCAAAUCAGUACUUCUCCCUCGUACCGGGCACUGGUUCGCACGAUGGCCAGUAUGCUAUCAAGAGCAGAGAAACGGGCAAAGUCCUCUUUUCGCGUACCAAAGAGGAGCCCAAAGUGGGACACAUUGACGGGGAUGGCAAGUAUAACGACAACUGGUUCAAACUUGAUCCUGGUCAAGGAAAACAGACACAGAUGUUCCGUUUCAUCUGUCCAGCCACGAACACCGUGAUAUUCAGUCGCACGCAUGCGAAGCCACAAGUUGGUAACUUGGAACCGAUCACGACCAAAUACGACGACCAUUAUUUCUCGUUCUUGUUUGAGGACCUGGAAGUCGUCCGCGUCGACUACGAUCUGAAGCAAGGCAAAAUCCUGAGCGCAGCGCCCCAGGUGGUCGGCACCCAGUCCCUGACCAACAACACCAAUAGCAGCCAAGAGAUCAGCUUCAGCCUUCUCGCGUCAUCUAACCACACCCACUCUUGGGAAACUACGGGCGGAUUUCCUGUCAGCGUGGGUCUUGGAAUCAGCUCUGGCGUUCCGUACUAUGUAGCCGAUUCCGGCUUCGUCUCCUCCCCGGCGUUCGACUGGACCUUCGGCGAGGCGACUACAUACACCCAUACGUGGAAGGACACUAUUCAGGGCAAAGCUGGCCCCAAGGAGACCAUCCGUGCGGUCAGCGCGGUCACGCGUGGACUGCUCGAGGUCCCGUACGUCAUCGUAUUCCGCUCGCAAAGCGGUGUCGAGGUCGAGUCCAAGGGAGUCUGGCGUGGAGUGUCCACCUGGGAUCUCCGCCAUACGAUUUAUCGGGGUUGA